GCGAUUAAACUAUGACUAAUCUGGCUGCACGAAGAUGCUUGUAAAAUUAUCUUAUUACCUAACUUCCCGAUAAAUGAUGUUCCGAGAACGUGUAUGCGAUGAUGAAGACGGAAAGAUCAGAAGAAAAUGUCUUCUAAAGAUAUAAGCCUUUUGAUUUUCUGGUACUUUUUUUCGUGACGAUUGUAUUGAUGACGCGGCUAUACAUUAAACAAAGCCAAGGGGAGAUUUGCGUGAAUCGAGAAUGACGAAUGAAGCCGCUUCCACCUUUCUUCCUCCCAAUACAUCAGCCACUGAAGUUCCGCAGGACAAUAUCAAAUGUGAUAUUUGCCAAAAGAUUCUCUAUGAGGCCAUCAACGACAGUCACAUCAGGUUUCUUGAUGUCUUCCUCCUGGUUCCAAAUAUUGUCUUUCUGAUGUUCCUUAUGUACAGACUUGGAGCAGCUCAAGUGCAGUUAAGCAAAAUAAGAUGUCCUAUUGUGAAGACUGUUUAUUUUAUGGUAUUCUUUGUUUGUAUUAUUGGAACAGCAAGAUGUUUUGUCUCGAUGCUUCUGACGUCAAUUUUGAAAUUACACCACAAGGAUUCUCUGCCAACAAAGAUUUUGUGGAUUGUACUGAGAUGCUUCUUAUUAGCAGUGGAGCUAAGUGUCAUAAUAUUUGGAGUCUGGGCAGGGAACAUGCAAGAUGGCCGGAGAGGUGUACGGAGAGUUCUCUGUCUGUCGUUAUUUUGUGCUGUUGCAUAUUCAUCCACUCAGGCCACACUUGAGUUUGUCAAAAGCCCAGGAAUUCAUCGCCGAAUGUUUGGAAAUGAAAAGUAUGACUUCUAUGGACACGGUGGAUUAUUGUUCUUGGCGUGUACGUCACUGUUUUUAGCUUUGGUAUAUUUUAUUAUCAUAAUUUUGCCGUGCACCACGUUAAGACAGUGCUGUGUUAUACCUGAAAGAAGAUCUUUCUACUUGUAUUGUGCUGUAAUGUGUAUCGUGAACGUAAUGCAAGGUUGCGCAAGUCUACUGAUGUACAAAACUAUUGUGAAAAGUUUAUGCGUUUUUGACUUCUCGUUGUUUAUGUAUUUCGCCGUGUUUGGUCCCAUGGUGUACUUUGCAUUUCUGAAAGAUUUCUUUAAAUGUGCGGACUUUCAUGUAUUGAGGGUGGAAGAGGAGUACGCCAGCUACUCGUACUCGUACCUGCCAACAGGAGAUGCCGGAGACGAUUACGCUUCUUCUGAUUAUGAAGAAGUGGUGGCGUAGAAAAUAUAUUGAUGGGUGGAAAGGGGGAAUUUUCAAGUAACUUAUUAGGGAGUGAUUAGAUGAUUUCUAUGUAUUACAUUGAGUAGAGGGUUGUCGACCAUCUACUAA
Messenger RNA from Stylophora pistillata, 1351 nucleotides. Its product is annotated as transmembrane protein adipocyte-associated 1. The record is from RefSeq and is a predicted model, not a curated record. Gene Ontology annotation, biological process: G protein-coupled receptor signaling pathway. Gene Ontology annotation, molecular function: G protein-coupled receptor activity. Lineage: Eukaryota; Metazoa; Cnidaria; Anthozoa; Scleractinia; Pocilloporidae. Gene Ontology annotation, cellular component: plasma membrane.